Molecule: messenger RNA, 2541 nt
Organism: Cavia porcellus (domestic guinea pig)
Lineage: Eukaryota; Metazoa; Chordata; Mammalia; Rodentia; Caviidae
Gene: Rrp1b
Product: ribosomal RNA processing 1B
Exons: 17
Coding region: 494-2470 (658 amino acids)
Biological process (GO): rRNA processing
Cellular component (GO): nucleus; preribosome, small subunit precursor
Source: RefSeq, a predicted model, not a curated record
GGCGCGCGGUCCGGAGUGCUCCGGCGGGCGUGAUGGCUCCGGUCGUGCAGCCGGCGGAGAUCCAGUUCGCUCAGCGGCUGGCGUCCAGCGAGAAGGCCGUCCGCGACCGGGCGGUGAGGAAACUGCGCCAGUACUUGAGCGUGAAGACGCAGAGGGAGACAGGUGCUGGGGCGCAGAAGACAAACAGCAUCCCUGCCCUCGAGGAACUUUAGCAGUGAAGCGAGAGGGAAGUGGCAAGUAGAAUAGAGCGCAUGUGUGCAGGAAAGGCAGUGAAGACCAGGGAGUGGAAAAGUGAAUGAGGGCGCUCCUCUCCAGAGGCUACUGGGAGAGCCUCGCACGGUGAUGUCCAACCGAGAUCCGGACAGACCGGAGAGGACGCCGGCCGUGCAGACGCAGGAAAGAGCUGAGCUGAGCUUGCCCUGGGAACGGUGGGAAGACCAGAGGUUUCAGUCAAGAAGAACUCUUAAAAAUCUGGAAAGGACUCUUCUACUGCAUGUGGGUGCAGGACGAACCCCUCCUGCAGGAGGAGCUGGCAAACACCAUCUCCCAACUCAUCCACGUGAUUAACAACUCCGAGGCCCAACACCUGUUCAUUCAGACCUUUUGGCAGACAAUGAAUAGAGAAUGGAAGGAGAUAGACAAGCUACACUUGGACAAAUACUACACGCUGACCCGCCUGGUCCUUCGGCAGUCCUUUGAAGUUCUGAAGCAGAACGGCUGGCAAGAAAGCCGAGUCCAGCCUUUCCUAGAUGUCCUGACAAAAGAGCUCCUGUGUCCCGAGAGUCAAUCUCCCGAUGACAUCAGGUUCCACUUCAUCGACAUUUACCUGGACGAGCUGUCCAGAGUCGGAGGACGGGAGCUGCUGGCAGAUCAGAACCUCCAGUUUAUUGACCCGUUCUGCAGGACUGCUGCCAAGACUCCGGACCACGCGCUGGUGCAGAGGAUCGCCCGGGCUGUGUUUGAGGUCAUCGCAGAUCAGUCUUCCUGGGUCCCUGAAGGGACCGUGGAGGAGCAGAAGAUGAAUGGGGUUGACGAUGCCCUCUCUGGAGAAGAGAUCCCUGACAGUGAGACCCCGUGCAAAAAAGCAGCGAGGAGGAAGGCAGCACUGGACAAAUGCCACGCCAGGAGAGGUGGGAUCGGUGAAGACAGAGAAGGACGAGACUGUGGACCUCUCGAGGACACAGGGCGGCUUCUCCAGUUUGACUAUAAGGCCAUUGCCGACCGACUCGUAGAAGUGACCAGCAAGAAAAACAUCCCUCCCUUCAACCGGAAGCGCCUGUGCAAGCUAAUCAGGAAGUUCCGGGGCCUCUCUGCAGGUGGUGCAUCUGUGCUUGGUUUCCCUGAGGAGGUGUCUGCAGAUGAAAAUGACCAUGCUGUCAGCCAAGGAAAAAAGAAGAAAAAGAGAAAGAAACCUUUGGAGCCAGCUGGGCUGGAGCCAGAGCCUGAGGGAGGAAACACAGCAAGUCUUGCCAAAGGCAAGGACAGUGAAGGCGGCCUUCAGAAGAAGAAAAAGAAAAAGAGGAAGAAGAACCACAUCCAGCACGAGACCUGUGACCCCAGCGAUGCAGCCGUCUCCCUUGAGCAGCGUGGGAACGGCCAAGCUGGGGGCAAAGAGGCUAUGCCCAGCGCCGGGGGCAAGGGUGGCGUAGAGCAGUCCUGCACCACCUCUGGGCGCAGUAAGAGGAAGCGGCAGAAGAAGAGGAGCCUGAAGGCACAGGGUGGGGUCUGGGGACUUAUAGCGUCACCCCAAGAGGACAGCGGGCAUCCUCUAGCCCCUGCUGCCCAAGCUUCAGCAGAUGGAGCCCAGGCCCCUAAAAGAAAGCGGAAACUCGGGGCUUUCCCGGUGAACGGCAGUGGACUGGCCACGCUAGCUUGGCCUCAAGCACAGAAGGAAGGAGACGGUGGCCAGGCCACGCUACCCCAGUGCAGGAGGCCUCAACAGAAGGAAGCGGAGCCGUGGAGCCGUGACCUCUUUCCUCCGUCCAACCAGGAGACUGCGGUCUCCAAGAAGAGGAAGAAGAUGAAGGAGGUGUCAAACUUGGAGAACAACGGUGUCCUGAGGUCCAGGGUUGGGCAGUGCCAGGCUACGGACAGCAGCAGGACGCUCAGCCCUGUGAAGAAGCCACUGAGGAUGGAGAAUGACUUUGUGAGGUUCAACACCUGCCUCUUACCAAAGCCCCUGUUCUUCAGAAAACCAAAGAGCGCAGCUGCCGCCUGCCCCCCGGAUCCUGCCGCCCAGUCGAGCAAAACCCCACCCAGCUCCAAGAAAGUCACCUUUGGGCUGAACAGGAACAUGACAGCAGAAUUCAGGAAGACAGAUAAGAGCAUCCUGGUCAGCCCCACGGGCCCCUCCCGUGUGGCCUUCAACCCCGAGCAGAGGCCCCUCCACGGGGUGCUCAAGACGCCCACUGGCUCGCCUGCCUUGACUGCCACUCCCAAGAGGAGGCCGAAAGCCUCGGACUUCUUCUGACGCACAGAGCCCCUUUUUAUAGACUGCUUUUGUACAGAGUAUUCUAUAAAUUAAUUAUAACUUUGAAAGCA